AUGCCAAAGAGUAUGCGAAAGAGCAUAACGGUUGUGGCACAUGAUCUGUGUGGUCAUUUAUCAGUAGAGAAGACAGUGAGCCAAAUCUUGCAAGAUUAUUGGUUCUCAAAGUUGAGAAGAUAUGUGCGAAGACAUGUGAAGAUGUGCAUAGAAUGUUUAAUGUCUAAGAAACCAAGAGGAAAACAACCAGGACCACUACAUCCUAUUCCAGUGGGAAGACGUCCAUUCGAUACGGUUCACAUGGAUCAUAUAGGACCAUUUGUGACUACUCCAACAGGAAAUAAGUAUAUACUAGUCAUUGUUGACAAUCUCACAAAGUUUACAUGUUUGUUUGCAGCAAAAGACACAAGUACUAAUGGUACGAUCGACAACUUGACAACGUUAGUGCAAAUGUUUGGACUGCCCAACCGUUUGGUCACUGACAGAGGAACAUGCUUUACGGCCAGAAAGUUUGAAGAGUUCUGCGAAGAGAAAGGGGUACACCAUACGUUAACCUCAACGCGAAGACCACAAGCAAACGGGCAAGUAGAACGUACAAAUAGUAUUGUGCUAUCUAUGUUGGUGACGCAGGUUACGAAAGAAGAUGAAUGGGACCAGUGGCUGCCAGUAGUACAGAUGCAGAUCAAUAACAGUGAGAGCAAGGUAACUCAGAGGACGCCAUUCGAACUGUUACAUGGGUACCGACCUCGGUUUAGAAUGGGGAAGACAAGAGAACUAUCAGAAACAGUAGACACUUGGACGUGUCCAAUUGAACUGUGGGAGGAGGCCAGGGAAGCUUCUGAGAGGUCAAAAGCAAAGAUGAAAGAAGACUAUGAUUUGCACCGACACAACAACACUAAGUAUACGGUUGGAGAAAUUGUUGUGAUGACGACAGUGCCUACUCAUACAGGGCAAUCAACCAAAUUGCAAAAUAAAUACAGGGGACCACUGACAAUCACAGAAGUAUUGCCAGGAGAUGUCUAUCGAGUUGCUCAACUACAAGAAGAUCAGAAAAGACUGUUUACAACAACAGCACAUGUAUCUCAGCUCAAAUCCUGGAGGUUGGAGGAUGAACCAGACGAAGCGAGUGAUACCAGCGAGGAAGAAGGACGAGGGCCAAAUGGUGCGACUAGUUGUGAAGAUGAUGCUGAUCCACCACCUGCAGAACACCAGAAGAAUGGCAAAGAGGUCAGGAAAUCGGACAGGGUCAGGAAGAAGCCUACAAGACUAGACGAUUAUGUCUAA
Molecule: messenger RNA, 1224 nt
Organism: Macrosiphum euphorbiae (potato aphid)
Lineage: Eukaryota; Metazoa; Arthropoda; Insecta; Hemiptera; Aphididae
Source: the annotation of a GenBank genome assembly